Panicum virgatum (switchgrass) is the source of this 3955-nucleotide messenger RNA. RefSeq names its product auxin response factor 25-like. The record is from RefSeq and is a predicted model, not a curated record. Gene Ontology annotation, molecular function: DNA binding; protein binding. The transcript has 14 exons. The coding region runs from base 896 to 3586 and encodes 896 amino acids. Gene Ontology annotation, biological process: response to hormone; regulation of DNA-templated transcription. Gene Ontology annotation, cellular component: nucleus. NCBI's taxonomy places the organism in Eukaryota, Viridiplantae, Streptophyta, Magnoliopsida, Poales, Poaceae.
AAAAAGGGAAACGAAAGGAAGAAGCACCGCACCCCCACCACUCCACUCCCCGCUCCUCGAUCCAGCCAUGGCGGCCUAGGCCCCUCUAGGGUUCGCCGUCAGCCAGCACCCAGGCGCAUCCCGCCGCGUCGUUCAGCUCCGGCCUGGUGGUGGCGAAUGGGGGCCCGCACGGUGCUCGGAGCCGGGGGUGACCGCGCGCUGCCGGCGAGGCCGGAGGUCCCCUGAGCUCGGCGGCGGGUUACCGUGCUCGCGGGGGGCCUUGCGGGCUUGCGGCGGUGGAGUGGCGCUGCUGGAGGCGGGGGUUUAGGGCGCGCCGGCUUGGUCUGGAGGGCCCCGCGCGUGCAUUGGGGAUUCCAGGCGGUCCCGACGGCGAGCUGCGGUGGUCUCCAGGUGGCGCGAGUUCGUGGAAUUAAGCUGGAGGAGGUGCGGUCUGCGGCUGCUUCUUGAUCUGAUGAGCUCGGGGCCGGCGGCGUGCCUCGGUUUCUCCGCGUGUUUGCUCCGUCGGCUGUCCAAAAGCCAGCUUCUUGGAUCAGGCCCUGCUCAUUUCGGCGCUUUCCGUCGGUUCUUUGGAGAAAGGUUGGAGCUUUGAGGUGUGGUUGGCGAGGGAGCUCAGCGAUGAGGUCAGCAGGGGCUCGUGUUUGCCGUGAUAGUCCAGGGUUCGGGUAGUGGUUUCUGUAGACGGAGGUGGCUGCUGCUCCGAGGGGAGGGCGGCAAGUGGGAGGAGGAGGAGGAGGAGGAGGCAGCAGCCAACAGCAGAGGAAGUGAUGUUCUGGGCGCGAGGGAAGCAGGUUGCCAUUGCUGUUGGGAUCAUGGUGAGCUGCUAAGGAGGACAUUCAGUCGUCCUCCGGUGCGGCGGUGCUUGGUGUUCUUAUUCCGGGUUGUAUUGGUGGUGGAGAUGAACCUCUCCCCAUCCAAGAUGGCGGAACCAUCGCCGGAGAGUGACGGGGAACAAAGGUGUCUGAACUCCGAGCUGUGGCAUGCAUGCGCUGGGCCCCUUGUGUCCUUGCCUAUGGUUGGGAGCCGGGUUGUCUACUUUCCUCAGGGCCAUAGUGAGCAGGUUGCUGCAUCAACCAAUAAAGAAGUUGAUGCUCAGAUCCCAAACUACCCAAAUCUACCUCCACAAUUAAUCUGCCAGCUUCAUAAUGUCACCAUGCAUGCUGAUGUGGAGACUGAAGAAGUUUAUGCCCAAAUGACACUGCAACCAUUGAGCCCGGAGGAGCAAAAGGAACAUUUUCUUCCAAUUGAAUUGGGUGCUGGCAGCAAGCAGCCAACUAAUUACUUCUGCAAGACAUUGACUGCAAGUGAUACGAGUACCCAUGGUGGAUUCUCUGUUCCACGCCGAGCAGCUGAGAAAGUCUUCCCCCCAUUGGAUUUUUCACAGCAGCCUCCAGUGCAGGAGCUGAUUGCAAGAGAUCUGCAUGACAAUGAAUGGAAAUUUCGCCACAUUUUUCGUGGUCAGCCUAAAAGGCAUCUCCUGACGACAGGUUGGAGUGUAUUUGUAAGUGCAAAAAGACUAGUUGCAGGGGAUUCUAUCAUAUUUAUCUGGAACGACAAUAGCCAACUUCUUUUGGGAAUUCGUCGUGCAAAUCGUCCGCAGACUGUUAUGCCCUCAUCUGUGCUAUCAAGUGAUAGCAUGCAUAUUGGUCUUCUUGCAGCAGCAGCUCAUGCUGCGGCCACAAACAGUCGUUUCACUAUUUUCUACAAUCCUCGGGCUAGCCCUUCUGAGUUUGUCAUUCCACUGGCUAAGUAUGUGAAAGCUGUUUACCACACCCGUGUGUCUGUUGGAAUGCGAUUUCGAAUGCUUUUUGAGACAGAGGAAUCAAGUGUUAGACGAUACAUGGGUACGAUCACAGGAAUAAGCGAUCUGGACUCGGAGCGAUGGCCAAACUCACACUGGCGUUCUGUGAAGGUUGGUUGGGAUGAGUCUACAGCUGGUGAUAAGCAACCAAGGGUUUCACUCUGGGAGAUUGAGCCAUUGACAACCUUUCCGAUGUACCCAACUGCCUUUCCAUUAAGACUUAAGCGUCCGUGGGCUUCAGGACUACCCAUGUUCAAUGGAGGGAGGAGUGAUGAGUUUGCUCGUUAUUCUUCUCUCAUGUGGCUUCGAGAUGGAAGCAGAGGGUCCCAGUCUUUGAACUUCCAGGGACUUGGAGUGUCACCAUGGCUUCAGCCAAGAAUGGAUUAUCCAUUGCUGGGUCUGAAGCCAGAUACUUACCAGCAGAUGGCUGCCGCCGCACUGGAAGAAAUUAGAGGUGGGGAUCAUUUGAAGCAGACAUCUUCUCUCCUGGCAGUCCAACAGACUCAAAAUUUGAAUGGUGGGUUAGAUCCUCUGUAUGGAAAUCCUGUUCUACAGCAGAUGCAAUUCCAAUCCCAGCAGUCACCCCUGCAAGCUGUGCAGCAAGGCUAUGGUCAGAACACAGGAAACUCUGGGUUCCUUCAAAGUCAGCUGCAGCAGCUGCAGCUGCAAAAGCAGCAGGAGCCACCACCACCGCAGCAGCAGCAAACACCGCAAGUUCUGCAACAACAAUCUCAUCAGGACAUGCAACAGCACCUCUCAUCUAGUUGUCAUGAUAUUACCAAUGUAGCUUCUAGCAUGUCCGAGGCUGUUUCUGCUUCUGAAUCACAGUCUUCUUUGCUUUCUGGGUCCUCGUUCUACCAGCAGAACAUAUUUGAAGGGAACAGUGGUCCAGGUCUGCAUCUUCAUAACAGUUUUCAUAACUUUUCAAGCCAAGAAGCCUCAAACCUUCUUAAUCUGCCUCGAAGCAGCCAAUUAAUGGCAUCAGAGGGAUGGCCUUCAAAAAGGAUGGCUGUGGAACCCCUUGCUAAUCUUGAAGCUCAAUCCGUACAGCACAAGCUUGAGAAAGUGAGUCACCAGAGUAAUGUAUCUCACAUUUCUGGCACCUUGGCACCACUAUCAGCAAGAGACGGUUCUAGUGCUCAGGCACUUAGUACAAAUGUUCAGAGUCACCUGCUUUCUUCAUCAUUUGCAAUCCAUGAUGGCAUGACAACUGUCAGGGGUGAUGGUGUUGGCAGUGGGACUGAUGCAAUAACCAUAGCUUCAUUGAGAUAUAGUGAUGUGAAUUUGCUACCUGAAAACUCCUUAGCAACUUCCAGUUGUUUGGGUGAAUCAGGAACUUUUAAUUCUCUCAAUGAUGUUUGUGGCGUGAACCCAUCACAAGGUGGAACCUUUGUGAAGGUUUACAAAUCAGGGUCCCUCGGGAGAUCGCUCGAUAUUACCAGAUUCAGCAGCUACUAUGAGUUACGUAGCGAGCUGGAGCGAUUAUUUGGUCUUGAAGGCCAAUUGGAGGACCCUGUAAGAUCAGGCUGGCAGCUUGUAUUCGUCGACCGGGAAAAUGACAUUCUUCUCGUCGGCGACGACCCGUGGCAGGAGUUUGUGAAUAGCGUGUGGUGCAUAAAGAUCCUCUCACCACAAGACGUUCAGCAGAUGGUCCGUGGCGGGGACGGCCUUCUGUCUACACCUGGAGCGACGAUGCUACAGGGCAAUGCCUGCGAUGACUAUUCUGCAAGCCACAGCAUGCAGAACCUCACCGGCAGCAUUGCACCUGUGGUGCCCCUAGACUACUGAGAUGAAGACCGGAAGCCGAACCAAACCAGCAAAUUCAGCACUGCAGGAUUGCCAUCCACAAGUCAUUGCAUUUCCUGUGAUCUUCUCUCUAGUCCCAUUCAUGAGGAAUAACCUAGUCGUUAAUAUAGCUAGAUGAUCCAUUGUAUCACUAUGGUAACGAACAUGUUGUACAAUAGCUGGUGUAGCUAUGUGAUAGCCCUAGCCUAAGCUCUAGAUGGCAGGCAAGAAUUGCUCUAUGGAAGUAUGAAUGCAGGCACUCACUGUAGAGGUGACCUAGUCCUGCAGCUAUAUACAUAUAUCUAAAAUUGAUGGUUCCAUGUGGAGCCUAAACCAUUCAAACGUGUCUCCUUCCUUAAUUUCCCCCUCAAA